Molecule: messenger RNA, 1215 nt
Organism: Chenopodium quinoa (quinoa)
Lineage: Eukaryota; Viridiplantae; Streptophyta; Magnoliopsida; Caryophyllales; Amaranthaceae
Product: reticuline oxidase-like
Exons: 1
Coding region: 1-1215 (404 amino acids)
Molecular function (GO): FAD binding; oxidoreductase activity
Source: RefSeq, a predicted model, not a curated record
AUGAAUCUCAACCGUGUGAUUGUUGAUCUUGAAUCUGAGUCAGCUUGGGUUGAAGGUGGUGCAACUUUAGGGGAAUUAUACUCUGCUAUUGCAGCCCACAGUAGUUAUUAUGGGUUUCCUGCUGGGUUGGGGCCCACAGUUGGUGUUAGUGGCCAUUUUUCUGGCGGUGGGAUUGGGGUUUUGGGCCGGAAGUAUGGGCUUUCAGCUGAUAAUGUGUUGGAUGUGGGUUUUAUUGAUGCCGAGGGCCGGGUUAUGGGCCGGGCUGAGAUGGGGGAGGAGGUGUUUUGGGCUUUACGAGGCGGUGGUGGCGGGAAUUUCGGGGUUGUUUAUGGGUGGAAGGUUCAACUAGUCCAUGUCCCUAUAAGGGUCACUUGCUUCAGUGUUACUAAAGAAGGCCCAAUUCAUGAGUUGGCUCAAUUAAUAUACAAGUGGCAAUUUGUUGCACCAUACUUGGAUGAUGGUUUUCAUAUCUCAAUUUAUCUCACUGCCAGCACAAGUAAAGAAGUGUAUGUUACUUUUAAAGGGUUUUAUCUAGGGUUAAGACUUGAGGCGAUGUCAAUCGUAAACCAACAUUAUCCGGAGUUGAAGAUUGAUGAAGAAGAGUAUCUCGAAAUGAGUUGGAUUGAGUCUGUUUUGUAUUUCUCGGGCCUUCCUAAAGGGAGUACAACCCAAAAUUUAAAAUCGCGGUAUUGGUCUGAUAAGUCAUACAUCAAGGCCAAGUCUGAUUAUGUUCGGGAGCCCAUCUCGAUUGAGGGACUAGAGGGUGCACUUGAAAUGGUUGCUAUAGAACCUAUGGGGCUUCUACUCUUGGACCCUUAUGGAGGUAUUAUGGAUCGGAUAAGCAAUGAUUCGAUAGCAUUUCCUCACCGAAAAGGAAACCUAUACAACAUUUUGUACGUUUCAUUUUGGGUAGAGGAAGAUGAUGAUAAUCGGAUUUUGAGUUGGAUUAAGAAAGUUUAUGAUUACAUGACGCCUUUUGUAGCUUCUAACCCUAGGGCAACUUAUGUAAAUUACCUAGACCUUGAUCUUGGAACAAUCGAUUUCACGAAUAAAGAUGAUGAUAUUGUUGAAAAGGCUAGAGCUUGGGGGGAGAAAUAUUUCUUGGGAAACUAUGAUAAAUUGGUGAAAGUCAAGACCAUUAUUGAUCAGCAAAAUGUAUUCAAUCAUAUACAGGGUAUUCCUUCUUCUAGUGUACAAUAUCAUGAUGAGUUGUGA